AAUUGAGAGAGAGAGAGAGAGAGAGAGAGAGAGAUUAUAUUACAAAUAUAUAUAUAUAUAUAUAUAUUACUUCAUUGAAGGCCGCUGGAUCUUUCCUUUUUGUAAAACGCUAAUUCGAUCAAGUUUCUCGCCGUGUGCGUCUCGCCUUUCUCUCCCGAUCUGCUUCUUCUUCCCUUCGUAGCUGUCACGUUUUGCUUUUUGCCAUCCGAAAAUGCUUCCACUGUCUCUACUCAAGACGGCGCAAGGCCAUCCUAUGUUGGUGGAACUGAAAAAUGGGGAGACAUAUAACGGGCAUUUGGUUAACUGUGAUACUUGGAUGAACAUACAUCUCCGUGAAGUCAUCUGUACCUCUAAGGAUGGAGAUAGGUUUUGGCGAAUGCCCGAAUGCUACAUUCGGGGGAAUACUAUUAAGUAUCUUCGGGUCCCUGAUGAGGUGAUAGAUAAAGUUCAGGAAGAAACUAAGAGCCGUACAGAUAGGAAGCCACCUGGAGUGGGGCGUGGAAGAGGAAGAGGCCGAGAAGAUGGCACCAGUGGUCGGCCAGCAAAAGGCAUUGGCCGUGGCUUAGAUGAUGGGGGUGCUAAAGGGGCAGGUGGAGGGCGAGGCAGGGGUGGAGCUGGUGGGAAGACUGGUGGAAACAAAGGGGUAGGGCGUGGCAGAUGAUAUAAAAGGCUGGGUUGCUGAACAAACCGAACUGAAGGGGUUUUGCUAUUUUUAAAGGCAUUUGGCUCCCCUCUUCAGCAUGACUCAGAUUAUGUUGUUUGCAUUGUGGUUCUGGGAUGUUGUCAACUUAAGAGACGAGGACGUGUUUAAACUUUUUAAGUCUGAAAAAUUGACAUGGAUGGAAGGUGGUACUGUUUCGAGAUCCAUAUAUAUUCUUUGGGUUCAGUUUUUUUCGUGGAUAUUAUUUCCGUACUUGUUAUGGUUGUAAGCCAUUCUUAAUUUCAAGUAACUAAAUCCAAUUACCCCCCCUAUUGUUUCCUUGAA
Molecule: messenger RNA, 985 nt
Organism: Diospyros lotus (date-plum)
Lineage: Eukaryota; Viridiplantae; Streptophyta; Magnoliopsida; Ericales; Ebenaceae
Product: sm-like protein LSM4
Exons: 8
Coding region: 212-661 (149 amino acids)
Biological process (GO): nuclear-transcribed mRNA catabolic process; spliceosomal snRNP assembly; mRNA splicing, via spliceosome
Cellular component (GO): P-body; U6 snRNP; spliceosomal tri-snRNP complex
Molecular function (GO): U6 snRNA binding
Source: RefSeq, a predicted model, not a curated record